Molecule: messenger RNA, 1485 nt
Organism: Lacerta agilis (Sand lizard)
Lineage: Eukaryota; Metazoa; Chordata; Lepidosauria; Squamata; Lacertidae
Gene: SIRT5
Product: sirtuin 5
Exons: 9
Coding region: 169-1095 (308 amino acids)
Molecular function (GO): protein-succinyllysine desuccinylase activity; protein-malonyllysine demalonylase activity; NAD+ binding
Source: RefSeq, a predicted model, not a curated record
GCCUCUCUACUCGCGCCCUCGGAGGCCGCUCCGGCAGCUGGGCCCUCCCUCCGCCUCGCCUCGCCCGUUGUCGUCGCUCCUGUUCCUGCUGCUCAGCCUGGCGGGGCGGGACCUCACGAGGCGGGCGGCUGGGCUGCGGUGCUGGCGGUGGACCGUACAGGAAUCCUGAUGAAUCUUUUCCACUUUUCCACGAGAAGGCUGGUUUCUCAAGUAUAUUGUGGACUGAAACCUGCUUCUUCCAAGAAACAAAGGACGUGCUUUGAAAUGGCCCGACCCAGUUCAAGUAUGGCUGAUUUUCGAGAAGUAUUUGCUAAAGCAAAGCAUAUAGCUAUUAUUACAGGGGCUGGUGUCAGUGCUGAGAGUGGUGUUCCGACCUUCCGAGGUGCAGGGGGCUACUGGAGGAAAUGGCAAGCUCAGGAACUGGCUACUCCAGAGGCUUUUGCAAGGAAUCCCUCUAGGGUGUGGGAAUUCUACCAUUACCGUAGAGAGCUUAUGAUGAGUAAACAUCCAAACCCUGCACACACUGCCAUAGCAGAGUGUGAGGCCAGGCUAAGCAAGCAAGGAAGGAGUGUUGUGGUCAUCACGCAGAACAUUGAUGAGCUCCACAGAAAAGCAGGAACAAAGCACCUCUUAGAAAUUCAUGGUAGCUUAUUCAAAACCCGAUGCACCAGUUGUGGAACUGUGACAGCAAAUCACAAGAGUCCAAUCUGUCCUGCUUUGGAUGGGAAAGGUGCUCCAGAUCCAGAUGCUGAAGACAGCCGGAUUCCUGUAGAAGAUCUUCCUCGGUGUGAAGAAUGCAAUGGCCUCUUGCGCCCUCACGUUGUAUGGUUCGGAGAAACUUUGGAUUCUGGUAUUCUUACAGAGGUUGAAAAAGAACUUGAGAUUUGUGAUCUUUGUUUGGUGAUUGGAACGUCCUCUAUAGUAUAUCCUGCUGCUAUGUUUGCUCCCCAGGUAUCUGCCAGAGGAGUGGCAGUUGCAGAAUUCAACAUGCAAAGCACCCCAGCCACAGAUAGGUUCAGGUUUCAUUUCCCAGGUCCCUGUGGUACCACGCUGCCCCCAGCACUUGCACGCCAUGAAACUGAGAUAAUCUCAUGAACAUUUAUCAGCAACACAGAGGAAAAAAUCCAGCUGCUCAUUCAGCAGGGUGCAAGCAUAAGAGGAAUGUGGGACUUGUACAAAACAGCAUGCCUGCAAGUGAACAAUAGGAUCUAAGGGUGACACUGAAGAAAACAGAUCAUGAUUUUCCAGUUGGUUACAAGAAUGAGCAAAGCAAAAAGAGUUGUCAUGGUCAAGGACAUUGGAUAAGCGGUUACAUUUUUGUUUAGACAUAAACGAUUUAUGUGAAAUGAGAGCAUAAAAAUGCCAACAGUUCAAAUGAAGACAUUUGUGCCCUGAAAUAUUAGGCUACAUAUUUGGCAAUUCAUAAUGGGGAGGGACUUCAUCAUGAGCUUACACUUCUUUGUGACUACACAAAAUAAUUUUAUA